Molecule: messenger RNA, 962 nt
Organism: Brassica oleracea var. oleracea
Lineage: Eukaryota; Viridiplantae; Streptophyta; Magnoliopsida; Brassicales; Brassicaceae
Exons: 1
Coding region: 64-795 (243 amino acids)
Biological process (GO): regulation of leaf morphogenesis; regulation of root development; nitrate import
Cellular component (GO): extracellular region
Molecular function (GO): hormone activity
Source: RefSeq, a predicted model, not a curated record
UAUUACUCAUAUAUACAAACUCAUAAUCCUGAGCUCUAAAUUCCUUUAAAACAAGAAGGAAACAUGAAGCUAUUCGCUCUCAUUUUGAGAACUAUUAUCAUAUCGAUAAUAUUUGAUCAAGCACCGAUCACCACUGAAGCAAGAAAGUUGAGGAAAACAACCGGCCAAGAUCAUUUCAAAGCUGGAUCUACAGAUGAGUUUGUGCCUACUUCUCCAGGAAACAGUCCUGGUUUGGGACAUAAAAGAGGUAAUGCAAAUGUUGAAGGGUUCCAAGAUGACAUCAAACCCACGGAAGGAAGAAAAGUUCAAAAAACCAGCGGUCAAGAUCAUUUCAAAACCGGAGUUGCGGACGAUUUCGCACCUACUUCUCCAGGAAACAGUCCCGGGAUAGGGCAUAAGAAAGGACAUGCAAAUGUUAAAGGGGUUGAAGAUAACUUCAAGCCCACGCAAGGAAGAAUGCUGCAGAAAACGAACGGUCAGUCUCAUUUCAAAACCGGAUUGACUGACGAUUUCGCACCUACUUCUCCGGGACACAGUCCUGAAAUGGGCCACAAGAAAGGGAGUGCAAAUGUUGAAGGGCUUAAAGAUAACUUCGAGCCCACGGAAGAAAGAAAAUCGCCAAAAAUGGACGGUCAAGAUCAUUUUAAAACCGGAACUACGGAGGACUUCGCACCUACUACUCCAGGAAACAGUCCCGGUAUGGGUCAUAAGAAAGGAGAUGACUUCAAGCCUACGACACCAGGACAUAGCCCCGGAGUUGGUCAUGCCAUCAAGAACGAUGAGCCUAAAACUUAAUAGCUGCUAGCUUCAUUUAAUACAUUACACUACUAUAUGCAUUUUUGAAAUUAUUUUAUAAUAUAUACACAUUUGUAAUAUUUAAUGAUGGAUUCAUAAUUCCAAAUCAAGAAUAAACUAGGGAUAAUUUUUGUUUCGACCUAUCAAUAAUAAAACUGUUUUGUAAC